Messenger RNA from Eriocheir sinensis (Chinese mitten crab), 1406 nucleotides. RefSeq names its product integumentary mucin C.1-like. The transcript is spliced from 2 exons. The record is from RefSeq and is a predicted model, not a curated record. NCBI's taxonomy places the organism in Eukaryota, Metazoa, Arthropoda, Malacostraca, Decapoda, Varunidae. The annotation marks the transcript as partial.
AGAGAAAAAGAGGGAGAGAGAAAGGACACAGGACCCAGGAAGACCAGCUCCAGGCCUCCAGCACCCCUCCCUCCCUCCCUCCUGCCGUCCGUCACCCACUUCUCAGAAAUGGACGGCUUCUUCCUGUCAAUCUUCCUGGCUGUCUGCAUCGUGGUGGCUGUCAUCGUGCGCUGUCUCUGCUACCGGCUAAUCUGCAUUAAGGAAGGCAGAGGGAGCGUGGCGACAGUGGGGGUCGUCACCAGGGGGAGAAACCGCGCUGGAAGUGAGGGCGGCAUCUUACCCCGGGGCACGCAAGCUGUCAUCACGCCCGCCCGACAGACAGUUCGUGCCUCGUCGCUGGCGAUAGCUAUACCAGACUCCCCGACGAUUACAACCCAGCAUGGCCCAGUAUUCACAAUCUACACAUUCCCCCAGCCCGAGGACUCCCCCGCUCCCCCGUCCAGGACCCCGGAGCCCCCCAAAUACGCGUCCCUCCCCCAGGAGAUGCCCCCGAAAUAUGAGGACCUGUUCCCGCUAGCAGAUUUCUCACUAGCCUGCAAGAAUAGUCACAGUAGUAAUAGUAGUAGUAGUAGACGGGGGAAUCGUAACAAUAUCUAUAACAGUAAUAACAACAGUAGUAAUAACAGCAAUAAUAACAAUAAUAAUAGUAGUAGUAAUAGUAAUAGUGAUGGUUUGGUAGUAGAAAGCGUUACUACUACUACUACUACGCCUACUACUACUACUACUACUACUUCAGAAUCUACUACUACUUCUACUACUACUACUAUCCCAGCUCGACUACUACCACCACCACCACCCUCCCCCCCACCUACUACUUCUACUAAUACUACAGCUGCUACUACUACUACAGCUGCUACUACUACUACUACUACUACUACUACUACUUCUAUCCUACGACCCCCCUCCCCCUCCCCUCCUCCCCCCACGGACUAAAGUGUGUUAAGUAUUAAGUGACCUUAGAUAAGUAUAUAUAAGUUAAGAGAGAGGAAACGCAGAGAGAGAGAGAGAGAGAGAGAGAGAGAGAGAGAGAGAGAGAGAGAGAGAGAGAAGAAAAUAAUGGAGAAAAGUGUUUACAAAUGCGAAUAAAGGAAUAAGGAGAAGGAGAAGAAGAAGAAGAAGAAGAAGAAGAAGAAGAAGAAGAAGAAGAAGAAGAAGAAGAAGAAGAAGAAGAAGAAGAAGAAGAAGAAGAAGAAGAAGAAGAAGAAGAAGAAGAAGAAGACAACACAGAAAGAAAACAAGAAAGAGAGAGAGUGAGAGAGAGAGAGAGAAAAAAUAAAUAACAAAGAAAGAAAGAAAAUAAAGAAAAUAAGAUAGUUGUAAAUAUUAGUUAAGUUGGCGAUACAAAGUUGUCUCAUCCGUCCAUUAAAAACGAUCCUGAGGCCUUGAAAGAGAGAGAGAGAGAGAGA